This is a messenger RNA of Corticium candelabrum, 1815 nucleotides long. RefSeq names its product zinc finger MYM-type protein 1-like. NCBI's taxonomy places the organism in Eukaryota, Metazoa, Porifera, Homoscleromorpha, Homosclerophorida, Plakinidae. Bases 1 to 1815 code for a protein of 604 amino acids. The record is from RefSeq and is a predicted model, not a curated record. The transcript has 3 exons.
AUGGCGCUUCAGCAAAGACGAAUACAGGCUUUUUUACCAGUGACACUCAUCACACUGAUGAUCGUUCACCGCAGUCAGUGUCAAGAGCUACAGCACAACCGACGGCUGGGCCAGUUUUGCACUUGCCAGACUCAGAUGGAGUUGGAACGCCAACUAGUUGCAGUUCUUGCAGCUGCUUGUGCUGCAGUGAGCUACAAUGCUACGUUCGUGGAGGGCGGUUUUAGCUACUGGAAGAAGGCACUCCAGAGGUUUGGUCAGCAUGAAGGAAGCGAAAUGCACCAAGAGGCAAUGGCCAAGCUUGCUGCUAAGUUUAGUGCAGUAGAUGUCAGGUCGCAGCUUAGCAAACAGCAUGAAGCAGAAAUGAAAAAUCAUCGUGCUAUGUUUAUGAAGCUGUUGGAGUGCGUUAGAUAUUUGCUGCUGCUGUUGCAAGCUAAAGAUGAUGCUCAUGUGGGAUCAUGGCUAAAGAAGCGAGACUAUCUCUCUUCUGAAAUUAUCAAUGAGAUUAUUUCGCUGUGUGGACAGAAGCUUCUGCGACAGCUGCUGCAAGAGAUCAGUGAAGCAAACAUUUUUGCCCUGAUUGUUGAUGAGGCUACCGACGUCUCGCACAAUGAGCAAAUGUGCAUUGCCAUUCGUUGGGUUGAUUCCAGCUACACUAUCCAUGAAGAUGCUAUAGGCUUAAUCCAGCUUCCAGACACCAAAUCUGUGACAUUAUUUAGCACCAUUAAAGAUAUGCUGAUAUGGUGUUCCUUGCCACUUUCUAACUGCAUAGGUCAAUCAUACGAUGGAGCUGCCAACAUGAGUGGUGUUCGGAAUGGUGUACAGGCUCUUCUGAAGAAAGAGGCAGACAGUCACUGUCUGUAUGUCCACUGCUUUGCCCACAGCCUGAAUUUGUGCAUAAAAGAUGUCACUCAGAAGUGCGAACUGCUACGCAAUUGCAUGGACUUUAUUUUCCAGCUAGUGCAACUUAUCAGGUUUUCCCCUAAGAGACUUAAUCUUUUUGAGAGCGUGCGCAAGGACAUUUCGGUGUCAGAAGGUGAGUCAGGUCUGUCUCCAUCACUGAGACCACUUUGCCCUACACGAUGGACUGUUCGCCAUUCUGCCAUUUCAAGUAUCCUGAAGAAUUAUAAGAUGCUCAUGACAACACUCGAGAUUGUUCGACAAGGUCAUGAUGAGUAUGCUGCUAAAGGAAGUGGAUUGCUGGCAAAGAUGGAAUCAUUUGAGACUUUCUUUAGCUUGAAGCUUGCUUACAGGGUCUUCUCUGCAGCUGAACAGUUUUCCAUAAACCUUCAGGCUAAAGACACAACUGUUUCCGAGGGAACCAGGGGAGCUGACUUAUUGAGAUCACAUUACGUGUCCUUGCGGAGUUACACUGCCUUUACAGAUUUCUAUAAGGAUGUUCUGGAUUCUUCAGGAGGCCUGACUGACGAACCUGUUCUACCCCGCUGCCGGAAGGUACCCAGGAGAUAUGAUGAAGGGGGCGAGACGCAUCGUUAUGCAUCUCCUGAACACAGGUAUCGCCACGCCUAUUUUGAAGUACUGGACUAUGCGAUUGGUGAAAUAGUGAGACGUUUUGAUCAAUCUGAUCUUCCUAUUGUUCGUGAGGUGGAGUUUCUGCUAAUUGAUGCAGCCAACGGCAAAGAUAUACCAGAAAUCCCAGAGGCAGUUGCCAAAUAUUUUCAGGGGACUCUAGACCUAGCGUGUCUAAAGAUCCAACUAAAGAUGUUACCAGAUGUGAUCACGAAUGCAUUUGCUGGUUCUGCUAUCCGUGUGAAGAAGGUAACGCAUGUCCGGACCAUUGUUGACACGCUCAACUAG